UUGAAUAAAGAGUGUAAUAGAAAACACCCCUAAAACAAAACACAAAGACAAUAGAAAUGGAAGAUUCUUGGUCUAAUCAACAAACUAUGCACUCUACUCCAUGGUUCAAUCACCUACGCAAACUCGGCUCACUUAUCAAAUGCCCCAUCUGUUUGGAGUUGCUUAAAGGGCCUGUUUUGCUCCCCUGUGAUCAUUUCAUCUGCAAUUCAUGCAUUCAAAAUCAGGCCAAGAAUGGUUCCAAGUGCCAUGUUUGCAAUGAACAAUAUGCUGAUCGAGAGAUACGAUCUGCACCUUAUAUGGAAAAUGUGAUAGCAGUUUAUAAAAGCUUGUGUUCGGUUCCCCUAGCUGAGUUAUUUCACCCCCCUGCUUCUGGGGAUAAUUCAAUCAGUGGACGACCUCUUUGUUUCCCAAAUGGUUGUCAAACAAAAACAAGUAUUGGCCAAAAAGGAUAUCCGUGUAUAGAAGAGGAGAUUGCACUUGAAUCAAUAAACAUGACCAAAUUGAAAUCAGAUUUGUCACCGAGGACUUGUUCAUUUAGCGAGAUCAAUAAGGACUCCAAGAAACGAAAGAAAUCGAAUUUGUCAGAACCAGAUGAGUGUGGCUUUUGUCAUUCUUCUAAAGUUACUGAUGAAACUGGGCCAAUUCUACAUAUUGCCAAUCAGGAGUUAUUACAUGGAGAUUUGGCGUCUUUCUCCAAGGUUAUUAGCAUUCACAAGGUUUGCAUUGAUUGGACACCGAUGGUGUAUUUCGAGGGUGAAAAGAUAAAGAAUUUAGAUAUAGAACUGGCUAGGGCAGCUAAGCUAAAAUGUAGUGGAUGUGGGGAAAAGGGGGCUGCACUUGGCUGCUAUGUGAAGUCUUGUCGGAAGACGUAUCACGUACCUUGUGCAUUAAAGAUACCAAAUUGCAAAUGGGAUUCUGACAACUUUUUAAUGCUGUGCCCAUCUCACAAGUCCAACAAAUUUCCAAGGAAAAUUUUACAGCGUGAAAAGUAUGACAGAGUAGAAGCUGGUCCUCUGGCAUCCCGACUGAGUUCCGGGGAGUCAAAUUUCUGGUCGGCAUCACCUCAUGGAGCAAAAACUUGGGUAUUCUGUGGAUCUGCUUUGUCUUCCAUGGAUCUGUGCUAUCUGGUGAAGUUCGCUAGACGUUGUGAUGCAACUGUGGCAAGGUCUUGGAGACCAGAUAUAACCCAUGUAAUUACUGCGACAGAUGCAAACGGUGCCUGUACGAGGACAAUGAAAGUCCUCAUGGCAAUUUUGCACGGACGAUGGAUUAUCUCAAUGGACUGGAUAAAAUCUUGCUCAGAAGCAAACAGGCCUGUGGAUGAAAAGCAUUACGAAGUUACCCUAGAUAAUCAUGGCUCUCGCAACGGCCCCAGGACCGGAAGACAGCUAGCUUUAGAUAAUGGGCCAAAGCUAUUUGGUAGCCACAUAUUCUACUUCAGUGGAAAUUUUGACUCGGCUCUCAUGGAUAAUCUCAAAACUUUGGUUCACUCUGCUGGUGGUUUCGUUAUUGAGAACAAGGAGCACCUUGUCUCACAAAGUUGUGUUGCCAAGGGAACUUCAAGAACUUUAAUUGUUUAUAAUGCCGAUGACUUUAAUCAAUGGGCUUCAGGAGAUAAAGAAUCCCAUAUGUUGGAAAUACCAGAGGCAGCAGAAGAUUUGGCUCUAAGGAUUGGUUCUAGGGUUGUUCAGCACACAUGGAUUUUGGAGUCAAUUGCAGCAUGUAAGUUGCAGCCUUUGUCCUGCUAUUGAUGAUUUUAUCGACAAAGAUGUUCUGGCGCUACCAUGGUAAAAAUCAUGUGUACCUGUGAAUUGUGCAUAGUUUAUCCAAUUGUGGUAUCAUACUGUCAGUAGAUGUUGAAAGAUAUUAUGUCUUGCCAUAUGCAGAUUUCUAAGGUUAUAGUGAAUACACAUAAACUCUUAGCUCAAACAAAUAUUGUGAAUCUGUGGUAUAUUACCUAAAUAGUUAGCUAUGAAUAGUUUAGUUUCCAUUUUAAGGUUUUGUACUAGAAUGUCUAAUUUGUGUACAGAUCAAGGAAUAUUGUAGCAUGAUGUAAUACUUCUGAUCUUUAUAGAUCAUAAUAUAAGGAGUUGCUGCAUAAUCUUAU
Molecule: messenger RNA, 2107 nt
Organism: Daucus carota subsp. sativus
Lineage: Eukaryota; Viridiplantae; Streptophyta; Magnoliopsida; Apiales; Apiaceae
Product: BRCA1-associated RING domain protein 1
Exons: 12
Coding region: 57-1751 (564 amino acids)
Biological process (GO): double-strand break repair via homologous recombination; positive regulation of transcription by RNA polymerase II; negative regulation of fatty acid biosynthetic process
Cellular component (GO): plasma membrane; BRCA1-A complex; BRCA1-BARD1 complex
Molecular function (GO): ubiquitin-protein transferase activity
Source: RefSeq, a predicted model, not a curated record